Messenger RNA from Strongyloides ratti, 768 nucleotides. RefSeq names its product 7TM GPCR, serpentine receptor class v (Srv) family-containing protein. Bases 1 to 768 code for a protein of 255 amino acids. The transcript has a single exon. The record is from RefSeq and is a predicted model, not a curated record. NCBI's taxonomy places the organism in Eukaryota, Metazoa, Nematoda, Chromadorea, Rhabditida, Strongyloididae.
AUGGUUCGUGUACCAUUGUAUGGUAUUUUCAAUGAAAGUUACAUUUCUUUGGGGGUAAUGCCGGGUUUAAUAUAUGGUUUUUCUGUUUACCUUCCGGUAACUAUUGUCUUUGGACAAUUUUUGAUAGCAUUAAAUAGAUUUUUUAUGAUUAAAUUUCCAUUUACUUAUACAAAAUUUGUUAAUCUUCGUGUGAUGAUUGUUAGUAUUAUAUGCCAAUUUUUGUUACCAAGUAUUCUUUUGAUUUGGAGUUUUAAUCAAAAUAUACAGGCAAAUUAUACAUAUGAUAAUUCGAGUACAGUAAUUGAAUCAACUGAUAUGAAUUAUACAAUGAAUUCUGUCUUAAUUUGCAUUAUUAUGUGUGUCUUUUGGUCAAUUGUUAAUGUAAUAUUAUCAGCUUUAAGUAUUUAUUUUUUAACAAGAGUUAACAAAAAAAUGAAUGAAAAAUCAAAGGAAAAACCACUAUUAACACAUUCAUGUAUUCAAACAACAGCACAAACUUUCUUAGCAAUUGUCGCUUCUCUUCAAUAUAUUUCAUUUAUCACCGGUGAUCAAAUUAUGGAAAAAAUUGCUAUGCAUUUAUAUCCAUUUGCAGAAGAUGCUGUUAGCUUAUCCUCAGCAAUAGUAUUAUUCUGUGUUUGUAAACAGGUACGAGAACAUUUUCUUGAUUUUUACCAUCUUAAAUGGUUAUGGGAUAAAUAUGAAAAUAAAUUUACCAACAAUACAAAACAAACAAUUAAAGCUUCUGCUAAUAGUAUAGAUUUAGUUUAA